ACCAAUAUGGAUGUUAUUCCUUGCGUCUGAAGUAUAGCACCAUCACCUAAUUAGGUCACAGCAGAGUGAGUGUCCAAUGUCGCUCUGACCCAACUCCCUUGAUGAUGCAGUGUGUGUUUGGAGAUAAAUGAUAUAACAUUAAGCUCAAGGUGGUUGAGUUGCAGUAGGGAGGCGGAAGCAAGCCAAGGGAACAUCUCUCUCUGCAGGAGACUUGGCGAGUCCAUUUCCAAGGGUUCCACCUGGGGAGAGAAGACGUCAGGACUGUGUACUUGCUUUGUGGCGUUGAUGCGCUUGGCUCUGUGGAUCUUGUUGCUUGAACGAGAAUGACUUUCAAGAAUUUUACUUUGGGGAAAAAAAAAACAACAACAACUCGCUGGACAUUGUAGGGAAUAGCUGUGAGGCUCUUGGCUACUUAACCCUUUGAAGACAGUAUCCCAGAUACGUUAGUUUUGUAUCCUGUGGAUGAAUUGCAAAAGUGUAGCUCAGGGUUUACUUGUUGUCAUUAUUAUGAUGUUCCAUUGCAUGCAGGAACAUUGUGUUUAGUCGCCCUUGUAUUGUCAACACAGCUGAGCAGUAAGCCAGAAUGUAUGUCAAAUGAGUUUCCAAAACGAGAUUAGCUUUAAAAAAAGGGGAAUUUGGUUAUUUUUUUAUAAGAGUUAGUGCAAUAGAGGUGCUGUAGCACAGUUCUCUAAGUCAACAAAGGGUUAAUAGGCCGUAUGGACUCUUGACUCCCUGUGAAGGUGAGCAAAAUAACAGCUUUUCAGGGUUAGAGUGAUAUUAGACAGCUAAAAUGGGGCUGGCUUUUAUUUUAUUUUUUUUCCUUGUUAUGGGACCAUAGGAAAGGCUAUGAUUAGGAAGAGAUAGAAGGAAGAAUUAGCCCACUGUACCUCUUUUUUUUUUCUUGUUCAGCAACCUGUUUUUUUUUUUUUCACCUUGUAUCUGUUGCAGAAUCCGGACAGUAAAAUGAUGCAGAUUAACCUGACUGGGUUCCUGAAUGGAAAGAACGCACGGGAAUUCAUGAAGGAUCUGUGGCCCCUGCUUUUGAGUGCCCAAGAGAACAUUGCUGGCAUACCCUCUGCCUUCCUGGAGCAGAAGAAAGAGGAGAUAAAGCAGAGACAGAUUGAACAAGAAAAGCUGGCGUCUCUGAAGAAACAGGAUGAGGAAAAGGAGAAGAAGGAAAAGGAGGACAAGGAGAACAGAGAAAGGGACAGAUCCAAAAGCCCACGAAGGAGGAAAUCGCGGUCCGGCUCCCCCCGGCGGCGCUCCCCGGCGAAGCGCGACCGGAAGCGGAGCCACUCGCGGUCCCCCCGGCGCAGGACGAAGAGCCCCAGCAGCUCGCCGCUGCGGCUGCUCCGGAAGCCGGAGCCGCAGCUACCCGAGCCCGACCAGUCCGAGGCGGUGAAGAAGGACCUGCUUGUACAGGAAGCGUCAUCGACGAGUGACGUUGUAAAGGAUGUCAAGCCGGACUCCGUGGCGGAGACGAAGGAGGCCUCUCCCGAGAAGCCGUCGAAGAAGGAGGAGAAGCCGAAGCCGAAAGAAAAGGACAAGGACGGCCGGCGGGACAGGAACCGGCACCGGUCGCGCUCCCGCUCGAAAUCCCGGUCCCGCUCCCGGUCGCACUCCCGCUCCCGGAGGCGGCCCAGAUCCCGCUCCAGAUCCUACUCUCCACGGAGGAGGCCGAGCCCAAGGAGACGCCCCUCGCCUCGGAGGAGGAGCCCUCCCAGACGUCCCCCUCCACCUCCACGUCACAGGAGAAGCAGAUCCCCCGUCAGGAGGCGACGCUCUCCCUCCCCCUCGUCUUCCGGGAGCAGCUCGUCGUCCUCGUCGUCGCGCUCGCGGUCCCCGCAAAAGAAGGCCGUGAAGCGCGUCUCCACCACGCCGCCCCGCAAACCCCGCCGCGGUUCCCCGUCGGCCAGCCCGGCGAGGAGGAGGGUCAGGACGCCCCCGACGGCCAGCUCGCCUCCCAAGAGCCGCCGCUCCCCGUCGCCGCUGCAGUCGGGCCGGGCCAGGAAGGGUCGCGGAUCCCCCUCCCCUUCCAGAGCCUCAGCUGGAAAACGUAAACCUGGUACAAAGGUUGAAUCGCCAUCACCAGCCCCAAAGCCAAGAAGAUCAGAGCCUUCGGAAUCAGAAGAUGAUAAAGGUGGGAAGGGGGCUACAGCAGAUUCUGUGCAGCAGAGACGUCAGUAUCGCAGACAGAAUCAGCAGUCUUCAUCAGAGACGGGCUCCUCCUCUUCCUCUGAAGACGAAGGCCCCAAAAAGACGGGGGCGCGGAACGGGGAGAUCAAGAGGAGGCGCCCUCGCUCGGCCUCCCGCAGCGCCUCCCCGUCGCCCAGGAGGCGGCACAGGGAGGCGUCUCCGAGGAUGCCGCUUGGAAAGAGGUGGCAGUCACCAGUGGCUAAAAGGCGCAGGAGAAGCCCCUCUCCCCCAGGAAGACGCCACCGAUCUCCUUCCCCGCCGAGGCGCCGCAGAUCUCCAUCCCCUCCACCCAGGCGAAGGUCCCCGACUCCUCCACCUCGCAGACGCUCCCCCUCUCCCAGGCGGUACUCUCCCCCAAUUCAGCGCCGCUACUCUCCGUCUCCGCUCCCACCGAAGCGGAGAGGGUCCGCGUCGCCCCCUCCCCCCAAACGUCGCACGUCUCCUUCCCCGGCCCCCAAACGGAGGCCCUCCAGGUCGCCCCCUCCUAAGCGCAGGAGCUCCCCGCUGCCGAAGAGGCGCACCCCACCUGCCUCUCCCCCCCGACACAGGAGGAGCCCCCCUCCAGCGGGCCGGCCGAACCGAGACGCUCGCUCCCCUCCUGUCCACGGCAAGCGCCUGUCGCCCUCGCCUGCGGGCCGCGGCCGCGCGCUGCGGGGGUCUCCGAGCCCCCCCCCGCGCCGCGUCCCCUCCGGCUCCCCGCCUCCCCCGCCUGUGAGGCGGCAGCAGUCUCCCUCUCCGACUAACAGGCCCAUACGGAGGGUGUCUCGAACGCCAGAACCGAAGAAGACAAAGAAGGCAUCGCCAAGCCCCCUGCCUGUGAGGAGGAUGCCCACCAGAUCCGUGUCCCGGUCUCCAGAACCAGCUGCCAAAAAGCGCCCACUAGCUCCCUCUGCUUCCCCUUCUCCGUCUCGGUCAGCCAGCGGGUCCCCUCCCCCAGCGGUUAAAAAAGCCAAUAGCGCCUCACCAAGUCCAUCUCCUGCAAAGAACUCUGAUCAAGAAGCCAGUGGCAAGAAAAAGAAGAAGAAGAAGGACAAGAAACACAAGAAGGACAAAAAGCACAAGAAGCACAAGAAACACAAGAAGGAGAAGGCAGCCAUGGCGGCGGCUGCCGGCCCGGACGCUGCGGUCCCUGAAGCCCAUCCCGACUCGGAUCCCAAGAAGGAUUCAGACAGUGAAGCAGAAGACAACCUUGAUGACUUAGAGAAGCACCUGCGAGAGAAGGCCCUGCGGUCCAUGCGGAAGGCUCAGAUGUCCCCCUCAGAUUCUUGAAGAUGCGGAAUGCUCUGAAUGUCUCGGCAUAUUUGUUUUUUUAAUUUGGUCUUGUUCACAUGGUUGAGCUUUAGAACGUACAGUUUGUUGUUUAUUCCCCCUUAUCUACAGAGUUCUUUUUGUACAGAAAAUAGGAUGAGGUUUUCAUGUAAGAAAAGAGGCCAAAGGUUUACCUGGCACCCCCCCUCUGCUCCUGGUUUUGCUAAUCAAACGGAGACUCAAGCCUGUUAAUCCACGACCCUUCCUGAUCCUCCCCCCAUCCUGCUUCAAGAUGAAGGGCAUUGAAAAAUACAGGAGUUGUCCUGGAAUUGGCUUUAAGUGCGAAAAAUGACACAUUGCCCGCUUCCCAGUUAGAGGAACGAAUUUAAUUCUGCGUGUAUGCAGUACAGCAUUGAAAAUGACCUAAAACCCCUUUUUAUUUGCAUGGAUCAGACAAGGGACAACCCAGCCUUAGUUAAAAGGUGUCUUCUCUGUAAAACUCAUUUGAAAUAUUAAAUUGCACUCCUGUAAUGCUAUACAUUUCCAGUUAAGUGCUGCUUUUAUUUUUCCUUCAUUUAUUUUUUGGCUCCUUAAUUGUAGUGUUUUUUUAAAUUCCAUGUCAUGAUUGUGGAUUGCAUACUGGGGGGGAUGGCGUACGCAAAAUGCAUUGCCCGGAAACUAAAGGAAAAAACACUGGAUUUGCUUUUUAUGAUUGUUUUGCUAAAGGCUUUAGUCAAAGGAGAAUUUUACUUUGUAUACUGCCUCUGGUAAAAACCGAAUAGCUCAAUGAUGGAUGUUAGGCUUUAGCUGAUGUGGUUGUUCCAACAUCCACAAUUAUUUUCAAACCUUUUGCCUGUGGGAGUUCAUUGGAUCUGUAUUUAAAUAUACUGCUCUUGUCAUCCUUUUGAAAUUAGUUUUUUUAUAUCAACAUUGUGGUGUGAAUGGAUUUUUUUUAAAGUUGUCAAUGGACUGGUGAAAGUCUCUUGAGGAUAAUACACAAGUAUGAUUGAUUCUUCAAGCUUGAAACAACCUUUCACUGUGAAGUCAUUAAAAUGUUUUGUCAUAGAACCUUGAAGAACCUAAUUCCUUUUUUGUAUAUCGUAAAUUUUAAUGGAUAUGGGAGUUCAUAUAAACAUUCAUGGCUAACUUCUACAUGCAAUAAUUGGAGAAUAGUUUUUCAUGCAUUUUACAUCCCUGAUUUUUUUUUUUGAAUUGGAAUCUUGCGGUCUUGAUUAACAAUGCAAUUCUAAGAAAUUGGCUACAUGUGUGGAUUGUUUAUAAAAUCUCUCCCAACAGAGGGCGCAUUUUCACAUUUGCAUAUAAUAUACGAUAAACAGGUAUAAUAAAUGGUUAUCCCCAGUGAGAGAGUAGUCAAGUUUACUUUAUCUUUUUUCAUUAAAUUUUUUUUAUAGCAAAUAUUUGCAGUAAAAUGGAUUCAGACAUUUUGAGUUUCUCUAAUUCUGGGGACAGGGAUUUCUUGAGCUCUGCAGUUUAACAGGAAUACGGUUUUGUAAUAGUGUAUGUACCGGGAGCAGGAUAAGUAAGCAGGUGGAUUAAAAGUGACCAGUGUCGAUUUUUAAAAAAAUACAUUGUUAUAAAUAAGAUCUCUUGAUAUUUUUGGUAAAUGGGCCGCACUGUUCGAGGUCAAUAAAUGUUUUCGGUGAAAAGUUUUGAUUUUGAUCUUUUGCAUACACCUAUAUAGCACUUAUAUAUGAUAAAUUAAAUGGAAUUGCUAUGUGGAUUCCCCGAAUGAAUUACAUAUUUAGUAUUAUAGGGAUGUUGAUUUUUGACCCCGUUUUACAGUGGCAUAUACCUAAAGCUUUCCUUCAUGCAUGAGACAGCAGUAGUUAUGACCAUCAUAUUCAGGAAUGUCAUCGGUUUUUAGGACUUCUAACGUGACUUUUCUGUGCCUCUGAAUGAAUAGUGCAUUGUUGCAUAUUUAUGUUUGACCAGAGCAAGCCUGAGUUUUUGCUGUUGAAAAACAUCCUGAAGGUAAACAUUUUAAAGCUACAAUGUGAAUCCUAAACACCCAGAGUAUUUGUAUUUAAGUGUUAAAAGGAUGAUUAUUAAAUAGCAGUAUGUUUAUUCCUUGAUUUACAAAUCCUCUUGGAUUUAGUGUUCAAUUUUCAGGUCUUCAAAGCACCCUGUUCCUGUUCCUUUUCCAUGUUUAUGCCUGUGAACACAUGCUGUAUUGCUAAAAACCUUAAAUCUUGCAUGGCUUCUGGUUUAUAAUACACAAGGGUGGAAAUGAAUCCUAGUUAAGUUUACCUAUUAAAAACAGGAAAAACGUAAUCUCUUGGUGGAGAUGCAAAAAGCAUAAUUUGUCAAAUUUAGAUUUCCACAUCGAAAGGAACUAGAGCUACAUAUGAUGUAACUGAAAUGGCUUUAACAGUUUUUUUUUUUAAUUUUAGCAGAAUGGAAAAAGUGGAUCUUUAGGGCCAUUGUGACACGAUGUAUUUUUAUAUGAUGUUGGUCAGCAUGUUGAAAAUGAACCUUUCCUAACAAUUACCAACUUUUCAAAUGUACAGUGUUUGUUGAAAGUUCAGGAAGAAUAAACCUUGAUGUUACAAAA
Lepisosteus oculatus (spotted gar) is the source of this 6016-nucleotide messenger RNA. It is a transcript of the gene srrm1, whose product is annotated as serine/arginine repetitive matrix 1. The record is from RefSeq and is a predicted model, not a curated record. NCBI's taxonomy places the organism in Eukaryota, Metazoa, Chordata, Actinopteri, Semionotiformes, Lepisosteidae. Gene Ontology annotation, molecular function: RNA binding. Gene Ontology annotation, biological process: mRNA processing; regulation of mRNA splicing, via spliceosome. Gene Ontology annotation, cellular component: spliceosomal complex.